This is a messenger RNA of Cryptomeria japonica (Japanese cedar), 4496 nucleotides long. Its product is annotated as ubiquitin carboxyl-terminal hydrolase 17. Gene Ontology annotation, molecular function: cysteine-type endopeptidase activity; cysteine-type deubiquitinase activity. Lineage: Eukaryota; Viridiplantae; Streptophyta; Pinopsida; Cupressales; Cupressaceae. The coding region runs from base 586 to 3594 and encodes 1002 amino acids. The transcript has 11 exons. The record is from RefSeq and is a predicted model, not a curated record. Gene Ontology annotation, biological process: protein deubiquitination. Gene Ontology annotation, cellular component: cytosol; nucleus.
CCCAGUUUGCAAAUUUAUCACUGAAUUUAGAGACACUUAUCAAUCGCGUCAUAUGAUCUGACAAGCACUGUACCCACUAUAGCAUUCGACAAAAUUGCUCAGAAAUCUUUUAUCACAUAGUGGCUCCAUAACUUUUAAUUCUCUUAUCAUUUUAAUCAGUUUUCAUGGCUUUUUCACCUGCAAUCAAUAAUUUCAAGAAUUUGUAAGGUUACAAACUUUGAAUAGUUUUCUAGUGGGUUCAUAGCUUUUAUUCAGUUGUUCUCUUUAUAUGUUAGUUUGAUUGAGGUUAUGAUGUUUGGCUUACCGAAAGGUUCUGGGGUAGUCCAGUGAUAUCAUUUAAAGUUUAAUUAUCAAUCGAAGUUCUCCAAAUUAUCAUUACUUCAAUUGGAGGAUCCAUACAAGCUUUCUGGCUUCAGAAUUUUCAUUUGGGUGUACGUAGAUUGAACACCCACAUCCACAAAUCCCAAGAAUUUUCGUUUGGGUUGAACAGCUACUAUAUCCAUAACUACCAAGAAUUCCCAGUUGGGUGUAUGUAUACCGAAAAUCUUCAAGAUAAAUCUUGUAGGCUGAAUGCAGCUAAAUUAAAUGCAUGUUUUCGGGAAGAUCGAACUCCCGGGCUUGUUUUCAGCCACCUUUGCCGUAAUUCAGCUGGUUUUUCUUAUAAUUAUAUUGAAAUGGAAGGGUAGUCCUAGUAGCAGUACAGAAGAGGAGGAGGAGAUGAGAAAGUUGGUGGUUGUGCCAGCAAAUGAGAGGUCUACGUUUGAAGAGGAAUACAUGGGAAAUUCUAGUAUGGAAGCCAGUAGCCCUUAUUAUAAAUGUGCUGUUUGUUACAGUGUUGCUGCAAAGCGCUGUGCGAGAUGCAAGGCUGUUAGAUACUGCUCAGGAAAGUGCCAGAUAUUGCACUGGAGGGGAGGCCAUAAAGAAGAAUGUCAGCCGCUGGAUAAAUGCGGUUCUUCAUUUUCAAUUAUUUCUACUCAAAAAGAUAAACUUGAUUUAGCUAGUUCAUUUUCUGGGUCCAAGGAUUUAGGGUCUCCUGGGUGUAAUUUAAAGGGACAAAAAGUCUCUUCUUCUGUUCAAAAUUUAGAUAAUUAUAUUACUGAAGCCCCUGAUAUAUCUAUAUCAAAUUUUCAGCAAAUUUCUAUAUCAUAUGGAGAUCGUGAACCUGCAUGUAAUAAUGCAUUGGAUUCCGUUCCCAAGGGCAGUCACAGAAGCAAUGGUGGUGCACAAGACGCGCUUCUAGGAUCACAUACAAAAUAUUCUUACAUGCCUGUCAUGCCUAGCUCUGAGGUAUCUGCAUAUGAGGUCCCAGCGAACUGUAGUUUCCAUAUGUCCAAUAUUUUCAGCUCUAGUGAAGCCAAUUCCAAGGAAUGUGUUGAUAGUACCAUCAAUUCUGUAAAGUCUUUUUCAAAUAUCUCUGUCUCUGAAAACCCUCCAAAUGAUAUGUCCCUUUCCAUGCUUUCUGAUGGAACUACAGAUUGUAUUACUAAUUCCAUAAUAUCUGAGCAUGAUCUCCAUAGCUGCACAAAUAUGCCACAUGACAGUUCAAUCUCAGAAAAUCACAUGCUUGAUUGUCAUAUCAACGGGAGCCCAUACAACAAUUUUCUGAAUUGCAGCAACUCUGAAAGUAAUCCCUCAACCUCAGGCAUUCCUUUCCAUGAGUCUCUAAGUACCAGAAGUCAUGUAAUGGAUGCCUCGAGACACAGUGCUUCUUUCCAUGGAAGUCCAGGUAAAAGGCCUGAGUUGGAUGGACCAUGUUGGAGGAAUUUUGCAGAUGACAGUUCAGACUCUGGAAUUCCUAGCUCUGUAUUGGAAAACUGCAAUGAGAGAUUAUGGCUGUCUGGUGACGAUGCUUCUAGUUCUUCAAAUGACACAAGUGCCAUGUCAACACAGCAUGAACUUCGGAGUUCAGGGGACUCUUUAUCAAAGGGAACAUUCAGGCGAUCCAUUGGAACUGCUAUUCAAUAUUUUUCACGACAAAAAGCAAAGGCAGCUCCACCCACCAUUUCUAGUCAUUUGAAUGUCUGCAAUGAUGCAAUAUUGUCCUCUACACCCCCAACAGUGGGUUCUUCACAAAACAUCAGCAAUGGCUUUAAAAGGUCUGUAAAGAAAGUUCUAGGACGGGCAAAAUUGUCUAAAGUGUCAAAACAAACAAAUUCCAGAGCAGAAGAGGUCAUAGUAAAACCAAGCCAGAUACUAUUUCGAUAUGAAUACUUUGUCGAACUUUUUAACUGCAAUACACUGGAACUCUAUCCUUGUGGUCUAAUUAACUGCGGAAACAGCUGCUAUGCCAAUGUAGUCUUACAAUGCCUUACAUUUACAAGGCCACUUGCUGCCUAUUUACUUCAAGGAGAUCAUGCUCAAUGCUGCAAGAGGAAAAAUUGGUGUUUAAUGUGUGAGCUUGAGCAACUUAUUUUAACAGCAAGACAAAGUAAAAGUCCUGUAUCACCUACCAGAAUACUAUCACGACUACAAAGGAUGAGGUCAUACUUAGGAUAUGGGAGACAAGAGGAUGCUCAUGAACUCCUCAGGCUUUCCAUUGAAGCUAUGCAGUCAAUAUGCCUUGAUGAAGCUGGCGGAGAAAAAACAGUAAAUCCAACAACACAGAAGACAACGUUUAUGCAACAAUUGUUUGGGGGCUGUCUCCUGUCAAAGGUUCAGUGUAUGAGGUGCCACUAUGAAUCAGACCGUUUUGAGAAUAUGUUGGAUCUCACUGUAGAGAUACAUGGUAACAUUGAAUCUUUAGAAGAUGCACUUGCACAAUUCACAGCACCUGAGUUGUUAGAUGGAGAAAACAAGUACAAAUGUGACAGAUGCAAGUCCUAUGUGAAAGCUGAAAAGCGCUUGGUUGUGCAUGAAGCUCCAAACAUUCUUACUAUUGUACUGAAGAGGUUUAAGAAUGGAAAGUUUGGUAAACUAAACAAGCAUGUCACUUUCCCAGAAUUUCUAGACAUGUCACCCUUUAUGAGUGGAACUGCCGAUGAGCCACCCCUGUAUAUGCUAUAUGCUGUAAUAGUGCAUUUAGAUAUGCUGAAUGCUUCCUUUUUUGGGCAUUAUGUAUGUUAUGUGAAGGAUUUGCACGGGACCUGGUACAAAAUUGAUGACACCGAGGUAGAGCCUGUAACGCUUGAUACAGUAAUGGCAGAAGGUGCUUACAUGCUUCUUUACUCGAGGUCUUCUCCACGACCGCCAUAUGUUCUAAAGAAUGGAAUCACUCAAGCUUGCAUGCAAGCACCCUUAAAACAUCCAAAUAAUUCUUGGCAAUCAUUAACAACAGAUGGACAAAAUAAAAGUUGCAAAAUGAAUGCCAUUCAGUUUUCUCCCCUGAACUUAAGAACUACAAGAAUUGACGAAAUUGAUUCUGAUAUUGUUUGGAGUUCCGAUGAUUAUGUUGAUGAUGGAUGGUUUACUGACAUAUAUGGUUUCAAUCAUGAGAACCUUGCUUCAGCCACAACUGACUGGGAUGUACAUUCAACUUCUAGGGAGUACACGGAUUACACAUACAGUGAAACUGGAUCUCUAUUCAGUGGCUCAGAUGAAGCAUCUUGGAGUACAGACAGCUAUAGGGAUUCAACGAGCACAGAGGGAUCAUGUUGAGAGAAUAUUUGGUUGAUUCAAGCUGCGUAACUUGUUUCAUAUCCUAUUUGUCUUGCUUGUUCCAUCACCGAUCACAUUUUUGUUCCAUCAACUUGAUCUGCCGAGUUCAACAUGAUUGCUUUGUAAAACUAAAAAUCUCUACCUGGGCUUUGCAUUUCCAGUCUGCAGAUGUCUGGUAAUUGACUUAUGAAGGAGAGUAUCUUGUCUACUUAGUAAAGCUCUGGAUGUCAAUGAACACCUUGCUUAAUAGUUAUGUGGUGGUAAUUAUUUUAUCAUUCAUCAUCCUAGCAGAACAUGUUCUUCCUUUUCUUGGGUCAAAAACUCUUGCUAUUUGAGAACUUGGAUCAGAUAUUUGUUCUUGGCAGUUGGCACUAUUGGUCACAACACUUGGAGAGUACCCGGUGGCAGUGAAGCACGAAAGGGAAGGAUCUCAGAUAAUGCUCAAAGCUACUUCAACCACAUGAUUAUCAUUUUCAUUCUCAUAUGAAGUAUAAAGACACACUGGAUGUGAAGUAUAAAGACACACUGGAUGGGAUAGCCAAUAACACAAGCCUAUAUGGUGCUUGUUUCAAUCAUGGAAUCACCAAAAUUUUGUUGGAUGUCGCAGAAACUAGAUCCUGUUAAUCAGGGUAAGUGGAAUAAUCUGUUGUUCUGGCAAUCUAACAAGCAAAGCAAGUACUAGGUGAUUUACAAAAAUUUUGUCAUCUUAACAGGAUGCAAAAUAUAAAUAAAACGGAAUGUAAGGAGUUCCUGUAAGAUAAAGGUCAUAUUUUGAUCCUCUAUCUAGAACAGUUGAUCAUUCUUUCACCCAUGAAAUAAUAAGUUGGGUACCUUCUCAAAAUUUUAGGAGGUGGACCCUGCAAAAUUUUGAAUUAAAUCCAUUCAGUAAUUAUUGGGGUAGA